Messenger RNA from Drosophila serrata, 1481 nucleotides. Its product is annotated as tRNA (cytosine(72)-C(5))-methyltransferase NSUN6. The record is from RefSeq and is a predicted model, not a curated record. NCBI's taxonomy places the organism in Eukaryota, Metazoa, Arthropoda, Insecta, Diptera, Drosophilidae. Gene Ontology annotation, biological process: RNA methylation. Gene Ontology annotation, molecular function: RNA methyltransferase activity; RNA binding.
UGCUAAAGUAGCAGCACUUCCGACAUGCGUUACCCGAAAUCUCCGUUCCUAGGAAAUCCUGGGCUGGAAGAUGAGAUCCUGAAAAUAAAUGCUGCCCGCCUGGCUCCGCUUCUGGAAUGGCUCUGCCUGACGCCCCGGGUCACCACGUACCGGGUUAACACUCGUCGCACCUGCGUCGAAGAAUGCAGGCGAACGCUUGUGGAAAAACUGGCAUCUAUCUACGGCCAACAAGCUCCAAGGGUAUACGCCCUGAGCAAGCUGACGGAAGUGUUAUGCAUAGACCCAUUGGAUGCCCAGGCGAACCUCAAAUACUCCCCUGAUUCCAGCCUUAGGGAGGUGAUUGUGGACGCCACCUGUGGGGCUGCUUUGCUUCGUGGAGCCCAUAUAUACGCCCCCGGUGUCCUCGCGAUGGAAUCAAACACUCAACUCAAUGAAAUGGUCAACGUCUUCGCAGAUUUGUCUGGAAAAUGCAAGCGUGGGUCAACCGUCCGCUAUGACAGCUCCCAAAAGAUCUUCGUGGGGCAGGGCAGGACUCUAAUGCAGCGGUACCAGCUAUUCAACAACAGUGACAAGCCAGCAACCGGUGUCGCCGUCGAGAUGCAGUCGAACGUCAGUGGGGUACCUGCGCUAGGGGAUCUGAGCUGUCCCGACAUCCUACUGCAGAACCUGCCCUCCAUUGUAUGCGUCCAUGUAUUGGCUCCUCAGCCAGGCGAACGCGUGUUGGACAUGUGCGCGGCACCCGGUAAUAAAACAUCCCACAUAGCCGAGAUGAUGAACGACCACGGCUCUGUGGUGGCCUUAGACAACUCGGCAAGCCGUGUGCGCAGCAUGAGACCUAAGUUAUGCAGUUACCAAAGCAUUACGACACACGUAUUUGAUUCAACAAAAGCAGUUGCCUUAGAUCUUUUACCGACAGUCAGUACACUUUCGGAGCCGCCAUUUCCUAGCGCUAGCUUCGAUCGCGUCUUGUUGGACGCCCCGUGCAGUGGCUUGGGUAAUCGGCCCCAGCUGUCUAGCAACAUCAAGCGGGCUAAGGUACUGCAGUCCUACCCUCAUGUUCAGCGGCGUCUAUUCGUGCAGGCGGUCAAACUCCUGCGUCCAGGCGGCAUUCUCGUCUACAGUACAUGCACCGUCACGGAGGCAGAGUGCGAGUGCAUAGUGGCCUGGGCACUGAAGAAAUUCCCCGAGCUAAGAUUGGUGGAUGCAACACCACGCUGGGGCGGUUUUGGACUCUCACUUCCGGAUUUGGAUGAAUCCAAGUCACGGUUGCUUCAACGAUUCGGACCCGGACCCGGGCCCUGCGAGGAAGAUGGUUUCGAAUCAGUCGGCUUUUUUAUUGCCAAGUUUCAUAAAGUUGAAUGACUCAUUGCUGUAUUCAUUAAUUUUAUUCGAUUUAUUAUAGUUUUCUACUUAAGCAGCUCCGGUGAUGGGGCUUCUUGAGUUUGAUUUGUAAUAAAUGUCGAUGGUUCUCGUUAGAUCUA